UAGGUAAACUCGAUACACUUUUACUCCAUCUUUGUAUGUAACUGGAAAAGGUGUUGGGUAAUUUCCAAUUUCCCAAAGUCCCCUUUUAAGAUAUGUUUCCAAAAUCUUAUGUUUUUUGUUGCACAUUUAUAUAUAGAACCCUUUCUUAAUAGGUCGCCAAGUGAGCAGUGAAUGUCAGGGUGAAAUGCUUGAUUACAGGCGUAUGCUGAUGGAAGAUUUCUCUUUGAGCCCUGAAAUCAUCUUGAGCUGUCGUGGAGAGAUUGAGCAUCACUGCUCUGGGUUGCACAGGAAAGGACGCACACUGCACUGUUUAAUGAAAGUAGUGCGUGGGGAGAAAGGAAACAUAGCAGAGAAGUGUCAACAUGCUCUUCAGAACUUAAUUCAAGAAACAGAUCCAGGAGCUGAUUACCGUAUUGACAGAGCUCUCAAUGAGGCCUGCGAGUCAGUUACUCAGACCGCUUGCAAACACAUCCGUUCUGGAGAUCCUAUGAUACUGUCUUGUCUCAUGGAGCAUUUGUACACUGAGAAGAUGGUGGAGGAAUGUGAACAUCGCCUGCUGGAACUGCAGUACUUCAUAUCUCGUGACUGGAAACUUGAUGUUAUCCUGUACCGAAAAUGUCAAGGAGAUGCCUCGCGCCUUUGUUAUGCUCAUGGAUGGAAUGAAACCAGUGAAACUAUGCCAGCAGGCGCCAUCUUUUCUUGCUUGUAUCGGCAUGCCUACAGAACAGAGGAACAGGGGAGGAGGGUAAGAGGAAAUCUUUUCUUUUUCAUAUUGCUUUUAUGGUUUUUUUACUGCCACGCAUGACUUAACCAUUAAUAUGAAAGUCCUCCCCUGUAAUUAUUGCCAUGAGAAUCU
Molecule: messenger RNA, 856 nt
Organism: Bombina bombina (fire-bellied toad)
Lineage: Eukaryota; Metazoa; Chordata; Amphibia; Anura; Bombinatoridae
Product: Golgi apparatus protein 1
Exons: 4
Coding region: 185-805 (206 amino acids)
Cellular component (GO): Golgi membrane
Molecular function (GO): fibroblast growth factor binding
Source: RefSeq, a predicted model, not a curated record